This is a messenger RNA of Gryllus bimaculatus (two-spotted cricket), 2522 nucleotides long. NCBI's taxonomy places the organism in Eukaryota, Metazoa, Arthropoda, Insecta, Orthoptera, Gryllidae. The record is from the annotation of a GenBank genome assembly.
GCGGCGGCGCAAUGAAGUCCUUCACGUUCGUCCUGGCUUUCGUCGUGGCCCUCGCGGCCGUCCACGCCAACUACGACUAUGGCGAGGCGCUGUGGAAGUCGCUGCUGUUCUACCAGGCGCAGCGCUCGGGCAAGUUGAGCGGAAUGAACUCCCUCGUGUCCUGGCGCAAGGACUCCGCCCUGCACGACAGAGGCCAGAACGGCGAGGACCUCACCGGCGGAUACUACGAUGCUGGCGACUUCGUGAAGUUCGGCUUCCCCAUGGCUUACACCAUCACCGUGCUGUCUUGGAGCACGAUCGACUACGCCGAUGGCUACUCCAAGAUCGGCUGGCUGCAAGAGGCCCGCAACGCCAUCAAGUGGGGCACUGACUACUUCAUUAAGGCGCACGUCAGCAAGAACGAGUUCUACGGCCAGGUGGGCGUUGGUCAAGAGGACCACAACUACUGGGGCCGCCCCGAGGACAUGACGGAGUCGCGCACCGCCUACAAGAUCGACGCCAGCCACCCGGGCUCCGACCUCGCCGCCGAGACCGCCGCCGCCCUCGCCGCCGCCUCCGUCGUCUUCCGCAAGGCGGGCGACACCAACUACGCCAACACGCUGCUCCAGCACGCCAAGGACCUCUACAACUUCGCCGACACCUACCGCGGCAAGUACUCCGACUCCAUCACCGACGCAAAGAACUUCUACAGUUCUUACGACUACACCGACGAACUGGUUUGGGGAGCCAUCUGGAUCUACCGUGCUUCUAAUGAUCAGAAGUACCUUACUAAGGCUGAGCAGUACUACAAUAGCUUUGGCAUUCAGUACAGAACUGGCUUUGGCUGGGAUGACAAGUCCCUUGGCGCCACCGCUGCCGACGAAGGCAUCAACUCCGCCACCUACCGCAACUUCGCCAAGUCGCAGAUGGACUACGCCCUGGGCUCCGCUGGGCGCAGCUACGUCGUCGGAUUCGGCAGCAACCCGCCCACCCACGAGCACCACCGCGCAGCGUCGUGCCCCAACGCCCCCGCCGCCUGCGACUGGAACACUUUCAACGGCGGCCAAUCCAACUACCACGUGCUGUACGGCGCCCUCGUGGGCGGCCCCGACGCCAACGACAACUACAACGACGUUCGCAACGACGCUACCCACAACGAGGUGGCGUGCGACUACAACGCCGCCUUCCAGGGCUCGCUGCUGUUCUACCAGGCGCAGCGCUCGGGCAGGUUGUACGGCAUGCACGAGCUCGUGUCCUGGCGCAAGGACUCCGCCCUCAACGACAGAGGACAGAACGGCGAGGACCUCACCGGCGGAUACUACGACGCCGGUGACUUCGUUAAGUUCGGCUACCCGAUGGCCUACACCGUCACGGUGUUGGCUUGGGGUGCAAUCGACUACGAAGAAGGCUACAACAGGAUCAACUGGCUGGCCGAGGCCCGCAACGCAGUCAGGUGGGGAACUGACUACUUCCUCAAGGCGCACGUCAGCAAGAACGAGUUGUACGUGCAGAUCGACGCGGCGCACCCGGGCUCCGACGCCGCCGCCGAGACCGCCGCCGCCCUCGCGGCGGGCUCCAUCGUCUUCCGCAGGGCCGGCGACACGGCCUACGCCGACCUGCUGCUCCAGCACGCCAAGGACCUCUUCAGCUUCGCCGACACCUACCGCGGCAAGUACUCCGACUCCAUCGGCACCGAGAACUACGUAUCCAAUGAUUACACGGACGAGCUGGUGUGGGGAGCCAUUUGGCUCUACCGGGCCUCAAAUGAUUGGCAGUAUCUAUCUAAGGCUGAGAAAUACUAUACGGACUAUGGCAUCCAAUACAGAAAUGGCUUCGGUUGGUUGGAAAAGUUUCUGGGAGCGACGGCCCUAUUACUAAAGCUUACUAAUGGAGACCUCUACAGAAAUGUUCUGGAGAACUUCUGCAACAAUUUGGUGUAUAACCAAAAGAGAACCCCGAAGGGUCUAGUAUACAUCGGCUUAUGGGGUAGCCUGCGCCAAGCUUUUGAUCCCACUUUCAUCUGCAUGAAGGCUGCCGAUGAAGGCAUUAACCCCGACGCCUACCGCAACUUCGCCAAGUCCCAGAUCGACUACGCCCUGGGCAACACUGGGCGCAGCUUCGUGGUCGGGUUUGGCAACAACCCGCCCACCCACGAGCAUCACCGCGCAGCGUCCUGCCCGGAUGCCCCUGCCCCCUGCAACUACGGUGUGACGUACUGGGGAACGCAGCCCAACUACCACGUGCUGUACGGCGCCCUGGUGGGCGGCCCCGACGAGAACGACGGCUACACGGACGACCGCAACAACUUCGAGCAGAACGAGGUCGCUUGCGACUACAACGCCGCCUUCCAGGGCGUGCUGGCCGGCCUCAAGGCACUCGGCUACUAAUAAAGCAAGAUGGCGGUUGACAGCCGACCCAGAGCGCAAAAUCCAGUUGAAGAUCCCCUCCAGAUUUACUAAAAGACCAAUUACAAUACAGAAUCACUUUGUAAAAAUACAAAUGAAAAUAAAUUGCUGAUAGAGUUAUAUAAAUUAAAGGCGAAU